This is a messenger RNA of Oikopleura dioica, 6687 nucleotides long. The record is from the annotation of a GenBank genome assembly. NCBI's taxonomy places the organism in Eukaryota, Metazoa, Chordata, Appendicularia, Copelata, Oikopleuridae.
AUGGAGUGGACUACUGAAAACUCCGUUGGCUGGCUUGGAUUGACUCUCAAAGAUUACAACUGGUGGAAUCCCGACGGAUCAUUUAGUGAUAUCGCUCGAUUUACUAACGUCACAAUUGAUUUAUUCGACGAUGGUAACCAGUGCGCUCGUUUAAUCGAGGAAGAUGGAGAGCUUCUCGUCACGAACAGUGAAGACUGUAGUUCAUCAACCGUUGAUGGCGACCUGUAUUGUCGGAUCUAUGAGUGCACUCCAAGCGCACCUCCAAUUGAUUGUGUUCAUUUCACGGAUCUUGGUAUUCCCGGUCCUUAUUCUUCGGGAGUCGAAGAAUGCGAAGCAGAUGGAAUGGAGCUUGCGUAUUUCAAAACUGAAGAAGAGUUUGAAAAAUACCUUUCUUAUGGGUUCCUUGAUGCUUGGACAGGUCUGACAGCCUUGGAUACCUCGGGAGUGUUUAAAAAUCCAGACGAAAGCUAUACCAAUUUCGUAGGUUGGAAUGAAUACCCUUGGGUAGAUGGUGAGCAGUAUUCGGAUGUGAAAAAGUACGCCAAGAUUCUACUUACAACAGAAACGAUUCAAAUGGCAGAUUCUGCAGAUAUUCUUCAAGUUGUUUGCCGAAAAGAGUACUGCCCAGAAAUGAAAGUUGAAGAGACAUGUGCCUCUCCCGACAAAUAUAUUGUCGAAGGUCAAUGCUUUGAUUGUCCUUACGGAGCUGUGUGUGACUCUACUGGCGUUCAUACUCUUCUUCCAUGCGAUGCUGAUCCAACCUCACCUCGAACAACAAUAAGUCCUCAUCAAUUUGACAAAAUACCAUCAGUAGAGCCACGCGCCUGGACUUACACUUCCAUUAUCAAUCUGGCUCACAACUAUGGAGAAGAUAUCGAAUCUCUAGCUUCUGAAGAAUACACGAACUUAGACUUGAUUCAUUCAGAGAGCAUUGGUUCCGUUAGAUCUCAAAUUGAAGUAUCUUUGGGAGAAGACGGAUACUUCAGAAAAGCUUAUCUUAACCCUGAGCAUACAAUUAUUUCUGGCCCUGUCCGAACACAAUCGUUAAUGAGCUCUUAUGAUACGCAAAUCGAUUUAUUUCCGGCUUCAUUUCGAGUCCGAUUUCAAAUCUACCCCGAUGAAAAUAUUCCAUUUUCGGGCCCGGGAGAAUCGACUAAUUAUUUCUUCAAUAUAAAAUUUGCUGAGUCAGGCGAAACAUUUUUGCAAGUAAAAUACAAAGAUAAAGCUUCAGCUAUAGUGGUUAAAAAUGAAAACGGGGAUUACAGGCAAAAGAAUCUCGCGGCAAACAAAUGGAAUCUUAUCGAACUUGAAGUUUACGAAGAACGAGAUUCUCAUUCUUUGACCGUCAAAGUCAUCAGAAAAGACGAGGCCGGAAACGAAUGGGCGAGCUCACCGAUGAAGCUAUUCAACGUUUUUGAACUUUCUCCAAAGUCAGCUUACUACUCGAAAAAACCGUUCGACGUCAAUUUUCCAACCAAAAAUCCAUCUGAAAGUAACAUGGACGUCGUACCUUGCCAUUCAAUCGAUGACUUUGGUGACUUCGAUGGCAUGAGUUCCAUUGACUACGAGAAUUGCGAAUCAGAAGACUUUGUUGUUAUCGACUUACUUCAUCAUCUUCUUUUGUACUUCAAAUUUUCGCACGAGAAUUUCCCGAUUAUCAAAUUUGGUAUAAUUGAUGGAAAUCCUUCAUUUUCUUCUUGUGAGACGGAGUAUGCACAAUUUUCUGCUAAUUCUGAAUAUCAGAUUCGAAUAGAUACUUUGAUGCUGGAAAAUGGACAUAUCACUUACCGAAUCGGCUUCAAAAAGGAUGAAAUCUUAGUGUCGAAUGUAGUCUGCUCUGAGACAUUUACUCGACGUUUAUUAGAUCAAGCACCAGUCAAUGUUAUAUUCUACCCGCCUUGGCAACACAACAAAGCUGUCGACUUUGACCUCGUUGCUUUCGAAUAUGAAGGAUUCGACCCGCAAAAUUUUGAACUGCAAAUUCUAAAGCCGGAUAAAUCAUCAACUCCUAAAGUAAUAACGAAUGCUCUGGGCGCGGAUUACAAUCAAGAUUCCACAAAUUGGCGAGAAGAAAAGACGCAGUAUUUUACCGCUAAAAGUGUUUCUCCGUCGUUUUAUGUUAGUCCCGACAAAUCUGUAAAUUGGUUCAAAGGCUGUUGCAAAGUCAAUACAGAGAGAAGCUCCAUUUCUCCCCUAGAACUAGCAGUUAUUCCAUCGGUUCCCCCAUCAAGCUGGAUUUAUAAGACAAUGAUCAACUAUAACAAUUACAUAGAAGGCGCCAGCUCCAUUUUCCUUUCAGAAGAAUCACUUUCCGUCAAAACGAUUUUCGAUUACGAGUUGAUGACAAGAAACGGUGACCUCUAUGUUGAAAAAGAAGAUGGUUUUUGGAUACAAUCGUACAUCAAAGAUGAUGGCGUAGUUAUAGCUCCAGAUGAUGAACUGACUCUUCAAAGCCUUGGUUCUCAUUUGAACGUGCAGUACAACUUUUUACGCUUUCGAAAUCGCCUUCGCUUUCAAAUUUUUGCUCCUGAAGAGGAUAUGUUAUGUUCAAAUUAUGUCAUUUUUCACUGGUAUGCUGGCACUCUUAGGUCAAAUCAUAUAAAAGUAAAGCUUUUGGGAACAGACAAGAAGCUGGUUAUUCUUUUUGACGAUGAUUUGGUAGAAGAACUCAAUCUCAGUGGAUCUGAUGGAGAUUACAACUGGUUCACUGAACAAUGUUAUUUCACAUAUUGCGGAGCUGGAAAGUAUCGGCACGGAGAUCAAUGCAUUUUAGACGGAACAGUUCCAGAUCAAGAAGUUUGGGAUGCGCGGAAUUAUGAUUCUUACUGUUCUGAAGUUAGCGCAUCGAACAACCAGUGUUCUGCUCAGGACUUGAUCUAUCAACAGAUUUCUGGUUAUGUCCCAGCAUUCAGAAUUAGCUACACUGAUCAGUUGAACACUCAUUGCAGUAUUGGGUCCGGUUACGAAGGCAAUUUGAAACUUGUUGAUUCAAGGUUCUUCUUAGAAACUGGAGGAACAUGUCGAGUUUGCUCUGUUGGAGAGUUCUCAACGCCCGGUCAAACCUGUGCAAGUUGUCCACCUGGAUUCAUAUGCCCGUUUAAUGUCCCUAAAAAGUGUCCUCUUGGUGAAAUACCAGUUUCAAGCAAUUGCGUACAAUGUCCUGAUGGAUACUUCGCAGACGUAGCAGAUCCUCUCUGUCACAAAUGCCCUGACGGAACUGCUCUUCAGCUAAGUUCAAAUCAUCCUCAGAAAUGCUCAAGAUGCGAUUUCAGCCGAGCUUUCUACAACAAUGAAACAAUGACAUGCGAACCAUGUCCUGUUGGAACGUUCGCGUAUGCAAAUGGAAUAUGCCAACCUUGUCCAGAAGGAUCCAUUUGCGAUACCCCGGGACAAGCUCAUCCAAAAAGUUGUGAAGAUGGACAUUACUGUACUGGUGGGUCAAAAUUCGUGUGUCCGGCGAAUACAACUUCGGAUAUGGAAUAUUUAGGCAUCGUGGAAUUCGAGCCGUUUUUAUACGGAUUUACAGAAAGGACUUUAAAGAACUUUAGAAAUAACGAAGAUAUUUCACAGUACUACAUGCGGUUGAAAUACGAUUUGAGGGCCGAUGGAGAAUAUGACAGUGAAUACAUUGAAAACGCUUUCUACAAACUUCCUGCGGGUUGCGCGCAUGCAAAGGUUCAAUAUUUUGUCUCUUAUUUCAGAACAACGGGAACAUAUGUGAAUAAAAUUAUUUGGAAACUGACGUACCCUGUGAUAGAUAUUGUGUUCAAGUACGACUCUGGCUCCCAGAAAUUAACGCUCUUGAAGAAACCAUGCAGCGUGGCUCAGGAGCUUUUUGAAAGCAGCGAAGAAGAUUAUAUUUUCGGAACGAAGACUCUUUUGCUUGAUGAAAUCUACAAGCUAAAAGUUACUUACAAUUGGGACAAGAAGUGGGAUGAAGAGAACUUGCUAACAAUUAAAGUCUUUAUUGAUGAUCAAAUUUUCUAUGCGACGAAGAGUAGAAGCGACGAAUGCAACAACAACAUCAACAUCCUUCAAAACGCAAUCAACAGCAAUCACGAUAACCAUAGGCCAGAAGUGUUUCGAUACGCAAAAACUUGGUUCAAGGAAAUAACCGAGAUGAGGCUCCUUUCUGGUACAGAUGAAAUCUUCGCGAGAACAGAAAAACAAAUCUGUGGAACACAAGAUCUUCUUGAUCAGUUGUAUGACAAUGGAAAUAACUGGGCAGAAAUCGGCGAUUACGACUUUAUAUAUGAUGCGAAUGGCACUGCUGCUUGUUAUGUUACUCCUAAUAAUGAUCCGCCAAAGCUCAUUUGUCAGAAGAAAUUUUCGCAACCAAGCGACUGCUACUGCACACAAGGAUAUAAAUUGAACUCGAAUGGACAAUGCAUUGCCUGUCCCGCUGGAACAUUUGGAACCGUUUCACGAGAAUGCGUUCCGUGUCCGAUCGGGUUGUUCACGCCAAGUGAAGGGAUGAUUGAAUGCACGAGGGCGAGCGAAGAAAUGUUUAUUGAUAGCGGUGUUGGUGCUACAGAGGAAGUUCUCUGUCCUGCUGGAUUUCUCUGUGAGGGCAUUGGUCGUGGAUAUAUCAACGGUUGGUACCCAGAUCCACUUGGAGACAACACUUACAGAGGUGUUGGCGAAGCUUCUCAGUCAUGCCCCGAAAAUUCUCAUUUUGUCACUUACGAGCUUUCAUCCGACCCAGAGUCCAAUUGGUUAACAAGACACGAGCUAAAUUAUCCUUCUUCUGAAUAUUUUGAUGUCAUAAGCAUGCAGUUUGAGGGAAAAUAUGCAACCACAGAUGUUGAGCAGUGUCCUACAAACUGGGCAGAUAUUCAUCAGAAUUUAAACUGUCGAUUAACAUUCGCACGUACAAAGAAUCCCGAAGGCGUUGCCUAUGAUAGCUAUCUCUUCUGCUUCGCAUACAAAGAAUAUGAUGUUUUUGUUGUCGAGUGUAUUGGCAACCCAGCAUCCAUCUUCGGACAGCAGUUACAAACAAAUGGACUCCUACCACUGAAAAAAUACCUACCAGGAAUCGACCUUCAGCAGUGGAAUAUGUUUACAGUUUUAUGCCAUACAGACAAAUUUUGUCAUAUUGAUGUUCAACCAAUCGACAAUCCAGGAGAUGCUUCUGAGCCUUGGAUUGGAAUGGUGAACAUAAUGACUGCAGUUUCUUCAGAUUGGACAGGUUGUUUCUUUGAUACUGAGAAUUAUCUUCGCUGCUAUAAAACUGCAACUUCCGUGAAUGACUGCCAGUGCAAUCACGGAUACGUGCGUGGACAAGAUGAAUUCUGUGAGCCUUGUCCGCCUGGACAAUAUUACAACUUGGGCACAGGACUUUGCGCACGAUGUCCGUUUGGGCAGUACAGCAAUGUAUCUCCAUCAUUCAAUUGCUCUCGAGCGCAACCUGGGUUUUGGGUAGGAACUGGACUUGGAACUAUUCACCCUGAAGUUUGUCCAGAUGGUUUUCUCUGCCCAGACGUUGGACAUCGAAUUUAUCAAGACACGCCAGUUCCAUGUUCGGAUAAUAAUUACUGUUCCGCUGAUGUAGAAACCCGAUGUCCUGCUGGCUCACACUUUACAACAGAGCUCCACGAAGGCCAAUUCAAUGAGACAUAUGAGAUAACUAGUGAGCUUGCAGAUGGUGACGCGACGUAUCCAAGGAUCCCCCACGAAAUACCCGCAAAUAUGUUUAGUACUUCACUGUGGUUUUCAGCUUUUGAUGAUUCCGUUGAUUACCUUCCGAAUUUAUAUGACUCUGAUUAUUUGACAAUCAGUUCUGAUGUCGAUGAAAAGGGAAGAUUUCUUUCGGUAGACGUGAAAUCAGUAAAUGACUUUGGCCUUCAUUCCAUGAAGAAAUACAUUCCAACAGUGGACAUUCAGAAUUUAAGGAUAAGAGUUCUUCAUAAAAAAGACCAAUUCACAAUGUUAUUCGUCUCAAACACUUCUCUGAACGAAAAUCUUUGGACAACUGGGCCAGUCGGACAUUACCAGAAUGGAAAAAUCUCAUUCGCAGUCCAGAGUGAUUUUACCAAUUGUUUCUUUGUUGAUGACCAUAUUGAAUGUCACAAGACAGCCACUGCAGAAACUGAUUGUAAUUGUGGCGAGGGAUAUUAUUCUGAAGGCGGAAAUGGCAAAUUCCCUUGCCUUCAAUGUCCCGCCGGAGAAUAUCAGGACGAAAUCGAACAAAACUAUUGCAUUGUCUGUGCAAAUGGCACUACAGCGCCUAAUUUAGGCAGUUCAAGCUGUGAUAUCUGUGAGAGUGGAUUUUUUUGCACAAAAGACGGAAUCGGAAGUUAUCCAUGUCCAGUUGGUACUCGACAAAUCAUCGAUGAGCACAACAACUACAUUUGUGUUGAUUGCGAGCCAGGGACUUUUAAUUCAAUCGAGGGGCUAAGUGAUCAGUGCACGACUUGCUUGACAGGUCAUUAUUGUCCGUCAGCCUCGCCGUCGCCCCUACCAUGUCUUUCGAUGACCUAUCAAGAUGAACCUGGAGCUGCCCUUUGCAAACCUUGCGAGCCGGGAACCAUCACGCUUCAAACUGGGCAGACCUCAUGUAGACCAUGCGAGUCAGGAUUCUCAUGUGAUGCGGCUGGAGUUUCAGCUCCUAGCCCCCUGUCCACCUGGGACUUACCAGACAAUAGACGAAGUAGGCUGGCAUAUUUGUUCUCCCUGCCCGGCUGGUAG